AUGAAUUACCAGCUGGCCAUUUUGGCUCUAGUUGCCCUGAUCGGUAGUUCUACAGCUGCGGAUGGUGAUAUUAAUAUCUGCUCCAGUGUGGUCAACAAUCUCUUCCUUCCCCACGUGAGCAACUGCAGCAAGUACUACUUGUGCAUGAGUGAGGUGGCUAUAGAGCGUUCUUGCCCUGCAGGCUACUAUUUCGAUGCACGUGAUCAGGAGUGUGUUACCAUUGAGGAGGUCCAAUGCAUCCCAUCUUGUAAGUCUCGUGGUCUGGGCUCCUUCUGCUACGAUCGCACCUGCACCAAGUACGUCCUCUGUUUCGAUGGUACCCCCGUGAUCCGUCAGUGCUCCGAUGGUCUGCAGUACAAUGCCAACACCGAUCGUUGUGACUAUCCACAGUAUGUGGACUGUGUGGAUAAUCUGUGCAUCCGUGAGAACAAUCCGAAUAAUAUCGUCUACAUACCCAGCAAGGCACGUUGCGACAAGUAUUACGUUUGCUUUGAUGGUCUCCCAAGGGUUCAGAAUUGCACAAAUGGCCUACAGUACAAUCCCCAAACUACGAGCUGUGACUUCCCUUCGAAAGUUAACUGCACUGUGGAGAGCCUGCAGCGGAAUAUCUUGCCUUAUUCCCGAGCACCUCCUCGCAUCGCCGACAUUGAGUGUCCCUUGGAGGGUGCCCAUUUCAUUGCCCAUCAGAAGCGUGAGGAUGCCUAUUACUACUGCCUGAAUGGUCAUGGAGUUACCUUGGAUUGCACACCUGGUCUGGUUUUUGAUGCCAAGCGCGGAGAGUGCCGGGAACCACAGUUUGUAGGGGCCUAGACCUGGCUUAGACUGGCUUAAAAUAAAGAUCCAAUGCUAAC
This is a messenger RNA of Drosophila eugracilis, 851 nucleotides long. RefSeq names its product protein obstructor-E. The transcript has 3 exons. Gene Ontology annotation, cellular component: extracellular region. The record is from RefSeq and is a predicted model, not a curated record. The coding region runs from base 1 to 810 and encodes 269 amino acids. Lineage: Eukaryota; Metazoa; Arthropoda; Insecta; Diptera; Drosophilidae. Gene Ontology annotation, molecular function: chitin binding.